Molecule: messenger RNA, 1827 nt
Organism: Kwoniella shivajii
Lineage: Eukaryota; Fungi; Basidiomycota; Tremellomycetes; Tremellales; Cryptococcaceae
Exons: 3
Coding region: 1-1827 (608 amino acids)
Source: RefSeq, a predicted model, not a curated record
AUGGACGAAUAUACAUAUACGACUGGACCUAUAGUUCCAAGAUCACAAUCACUCAUACCUAAUCCAUCUUGUUCUUCGUCGUUGACCGUAUCAUCACAAUUACCGAUUAGGGCAUCAAGUAUAAGUUCUAUCUGCAGUAGUUCUUCUUCAUCAGCUACUACUACCGGUGGAUACACCAACAAAAGAUCACGUAGAUUGUCAAGGAAAUUACCUCCUGCAUGGACUGAAUCGUUAGAGAAUUUGUCCAAUCAACAUACAUAUACGUCUUCAUCAUCUAUUCAUAGUGGAAAUAAUAUCUCACCUAUGUCUAAGACAAUUUCGUUACCUGUUCCUGAAUCAUCUGUAAUAACCGAUUUCGGUGGUUUCACUAUGAAUACCAAUACCAACGAUUCCAGUAGACCAUAUGUCUUAGAUGUCGAUCGACCAAUUAUGGAUAAACCAACACAAGGUCCUCUGAGAAUAGAUCGAUCAUCAUCAUCUUCUUCGUCAACUUCUGAUUCUUCAACAUUCGAUACCAAUAACUUGUUCACCACUACCUCUGCAACCCAAACGAGUUCUCCUUUGAAGAAGAAAUCAAUCAAAGCAAAUUCAAUCAGUGGACCUUUCACUGCUUCUCCUGGCCAAACACCUGUAACCAAUACCAACAACAUGAGAAUGUUCAAAUCAUCGUCUAAAUCAUCUUCUUCACGAUCUGAUAUCCUCUUGACACCCAGACAUUCUCACUAUCGUCAAUCUUUGGAUUCUUCAUUACGCUGUUCUGCAUCGGGAUCUGGAUCUGGAUCAUGUGGCACUUGGUCGUUGUUUGAUGAAGCUCAAUUAGAAGAUUCACUUUCGAUCCGAUCUUCGACUAAAUACAAGGUCAAGAAAGAAACCAGGAAAGAAAAGAAAGAAAGGACUAAAAUGGAGAAAGAAUCAUUCGAUCAAGAUACUCCGCCAAAUCAUAGGAUGCUUUUCGAAGCUAGUUUAUUGGAAGUCAUAGAUGAACAAGGUAAAAGGAGAAAAUUCGGUGAUCUAGUCAGAGGAAGAAAAACCAUUGUCAUUUUCAUUAGACAUUGGUACUGUCCACUCUGUGCUCAAUACAUGAAUUCGAUCUUGACACAAGUCAGUCUCGAUGCAUUGGAAGAAGCCAACGUUGAUCUUAUCAUCAUCGGUAAUGGCUCCGACAAGAUGUUGAAUGGUUAUCGAAACAAAUCAUUCAGAUGUCCAUUCAAGAUGUACACCGAUCCUACAUUAGCAUUAUAUCGAGCUUUGGGACUGACUCGACAGACCGGUGACGGUGGAGACGAUGAUGAUAAAGGAGAUUAUCUAGUGCAAUCAGCCAUGGAAUCCACGUUACAAACCAUCAAAAGAGCGACUAAAAUGCCUUUAAAGAAUCCAGGUCAUUUCACCCAAUUAGGCGGUGAAUUCAUCUUUGAUGGAACGCUAAAUGUCACUUACACACAUCGAAUGACUACCACAAGAUCACAUGCUCCUAUAAGAGACAUAUGCGCUGAGGCGGGUGUGAGAUUAGAAUUCAUCCAUUAUGAACCUGGACCACCUCCACCUCCAGUCCACAGGCACUCCUUCUUUGGAUUAUCGACAACACAAGAAGAACCUUCAGCUGAAAUAAGUGAGAGAGAUCAAUGGCAAAAACAGAGAGACGAAACUAUAAAUAGGAUCAAAGCCUUGAAACUCGCAAGAAGAGAAGGUUUGAAAUCUCUAGAAGGUCAAGAUGGUUUGGUAUUUGAUAAAAGAUCAAAAGUAGUCGAUAAUGUCAGGAUCGUAGGUCAGGAUGUGGACGAAGAUGAGGUCGUCAUGAGUUUCAGUGCUUUAGGAAUCGCAGCGUAA